UAAUCGAUGACCACCCCAUUAAGCAUCACUGUUCCAGAAGCAGCUUCAAGUGUCGACACGAUCCAGUUCAAAAUAGUACUCGGGGAGGAGGACAGUGCAGAAUAUCUACAAAAACAUAAUCUCUCAUCUGGAGUAUGCUUUCGCUCAUUUCAGCAGAUAGCGUGGCUUCACGAGCAACUUUUAGCCAGCUUUCCAGACCUGCUGGUACCGCCCUUCCCAGAUCCUCCGCUCUCGAGCCAAAUUGAAGACCAAGAUAUUGUAGAGCGAAAAAGAAUUCAAAUUGGCCGAUUCUUGGAAAAGCUAGGAAUGCGAUCAGAGUUUAAUGAAUCACCAUCUUUCGUUCACUUUCUGUCGCAUGAUAUGACCGAGACAGAGAUAGGGAAUCGGAACAAAAAUGCUUUACUCGCUUUUCUUCGCUUUAAUAAGGCGAAGCGACCAAACACUGAGUUAGCGUUCAAGCAAUUUAAAACCAAUGAAACGGUUCAGGAUAGCAAUAUGGACGCGCACCAUCGACAGCAGGUUCAUAUUUUAAUGCAAGAGACAUUUCUCUCCAAUCUUUUGGAUAACAUGGAAGACACUAUACGAGAAAGAGAAGCUUUGUCAAAUUAUAUGACGCACAUGGGUGAUUUGGCUAUCGAAGCCACUCAAAGUAAAAACAUGCUGGGACCUGGCGUGAAGUAUGAUAAUAAGGAGCGACAACGUUCAUUAGACCAGAGAUUGCAAAUCUUUGGACUUCUAAUGGAUGAAUUAUGUUUUAUCAACAACCGUCAAGAGAUUUCUGACCUUGUUCAUUUGGGAGAUGUUAUUGCUGAAUACAAGAACACAACUGACCCACUGAAGGCGGUUGUAAAUAUGCGAACGGAUCGUUUAGUGGAGUACGUGCAAGCUAUCAAAUUGAGAAAUAAGAAGAGAGAUAAGGCGGACAAGUUGAGAGUUAAGAUGCCACAACAUACCCCGGAAGUGCAAGUGGCGAUGCAGGAAGAAGAAAAGGCUAAGGAAGAUGUAGAAAUCCAUCGAGUUUCCUAUUUGAAAGCUGACAGCAUUGUCAACCGGGAGAUUAGUCUGUUUGAAGAGUACAUGAACACUGAUUUAAGCUCGUCUAUCAAGGCAUAUGUGGCAUCAAACAUUGCUCAAGAGCGAAGGAAACUGCACAGCAUGGAAAAAGCAUUUCAAAAGAUAAAGGAUGGAUAUGCGCGAAAGUGUUCCUUAACUGACCUGGAAGGUGACGAUGAACGAGCUGAAAAUGACCAGGAAGAAGAAGGAAGGCGACGAAGGAUGCAGUAUCGACAACAACAAGACGCUUCCACCACGCUUAGAACGUCUUCCUCUCUACCAUCUUUGAACAAGGGAGGAAAGUCAAGGCGGUCAAUGUACGCAGAAGACCCGAUUGAAGAAGAAGACUAUGGUAGCACUACAAGGACGGGAUCCUUUGACGAGCGGACCAGUGUCUGGACCAUGAAUGUCCCUGGUCGGACAGGACGAACAACGGUUCCUUUUGAAGGACAAGCAUUGUAAUACUCGUUUUACAUUAUAUCCCAGCAUCAACUUCUUUUAACCAACCAUCCCCAAAUACAGUCAGACAAUGACGCUAUGAAAAAAAAAAAGAUUCAAUAUCAGCAGCUUUUUGAGCGAUAAUCCGUUAUU
Molecule: messenger RNA, 1644 nt
Organism: Umbelopsis ramanniana AG
Lineage: Eukaryota; Fungi; Mucoromycota; Umbelopsidomycetes; Umbelopsidales; Umbelopsidaceae
Exons: 7
Coding region: 7-1515 (502 amino acids)
Cellular component (GO): endosome
Molecular function (GO): phosphatidylinositol binding
Source: RefSeq, a predicted model, not a curated record